UGUCAGCCGUGGCGCUCGUAGUAAACAGUCUACAUGUGAAAUGUAGUCAGUCGUUACCUACCGUUAGUUUAGUUUGUUUGCCGUGCACAGUUUGUCCACCAACAUGGAGCACUUAUAAACGUAACGUCCUUGUUUAAAAUUGGAGCUGGCGCGUCUCCAGUCAGGAUGAAUUUUGGUUCCAAAAGCAAGAAGCGGAUGGUGCUGCCAUCCAGACCGGAUCCGCCGACCGUGGAGCAGAUCAUGGAGGACGUGAACCGAGCCUGUCCUAGUGAUCCGGUGUUCACCGUUUCACACGAUUCUGCCGAAGAUCUGAAAGCCAAUUCCAAUAGCAGUGAAGUGGAGAAGAGAUACCUGCAGAGCAGACGCUACAUAGAGCUACAUGAGCGAUUGCAAGAGGAACGCGGCAGUCUCACGCGGCGGAGAGACGAGCUGCGUGCGGCCGGGGAGUCUCUAGAGCACAGUGUGAUGGAGGUCAAGAGGAGCGCUCUGUGACAACUCGCUCUGUAGCUUUUGAAUUUGAGAUUUGCUCAUUCUGCUGAUGAUUGAGCAUAACACCUAAUUUCAAUGGAAGAGCCUUGCUAAGCUGCUGGUAGCAUUUAAGUUCAGUGUCAUCGUACAAUGUGCCACUUGGACACUUUUGACAUUUUCAAUUUAUGUUUGUGAUAUUCCUGACUGAUUUGUUUUAUGAUAAAUCUACUUGCUCAAUGUUAAUGUGUUGUGUGUGUUUGAUAAGUGCAGUUCAUUCCAUAAGUUGUCCAGUUUUAAUGCAUUUAUCAUUUUUUGAUGUACAGUAAUUACAAUUUCACAAUCCAAGCUUUUUUGAUUUUACUGAUGAUUGUAAUAGUUCAGGGUUAUGGUACAACCUUUUAAAUAUAUUGGCUUUACAUAUAUUCAUCACUGUGACACAGCAGUAAAGAUAAAUAGCCUGUUUAAGGGACUAAUUACCUAAAUGCAAAAAUUUUACAUUAUAAAGAUCUCACAGCUUUUUUGCAUUGGUUGUCAAGCUGUGGUCCAUAAUUGGCUGGUAAAAGACUCAAAUCAGUAGCACUGAGUCUGAAUAAAAAACUGAAUUAACUGAU
Molecule: messenger RNA, 1079 nt
Organism: Puntigrus tetrazona (Sumatra barb)
Lineage: Eukaryota; Metazoa; Chordata; Actinopteri; Cypriniformes; Cyprinidae
Product: UPF0449 protein C19orf25 homolog
Exons: 2
Coding region: 166-492 (108 amino acids)
Source: RefSeq, a predicted model, not a curated record